Molecule: messenger RNA, 1357 nt
Organism: Leucoraja erinaceus (little skate)
Lineage: Eukaryota; Metazoa; Chordata; Chondrichthyes; Rajiformes; Rajidae
Gene: mmab
Product: metabolism of cobalamin associated B
Exons: 9
Coding region: 50-766 (238 amino acids)
Molecular function (GO): corrinoid adenosyltransferase activity
Source: RefSeq, a predicted model, not a curated record
GGGGAAGGGGGGGCGUCGUUGGUGCUCCGGGCGGUUGGUGAUUGGCGCCAUGUAUUGGGGGUGCGCACGCCUGCUUGCCCCGCUCUGCCGCCGCCGCCGCCCACCCAUCGCCGCUUUGCUAUGGACCAGGCGCGGCUACUGCAACAUGGACGGGGACAGGGACAGUUCUAACACCAACGCAGUGAAGCCCAAAGCUCCAAAGAUUUACACCAAAACAGGAGACAAAGGGUAUUCCAGCACAUUCACUGGAGAACGCAGGCAAAAGGAUGAUAAUGUGUUUGACGCGUUGGGCAGUACGGAUGAAUUGACGUCUGCAAUCGGGCUGGCAAUGGAGUUCUGCUUGGAAAAAGGUCAUGAGUUUGUGGACGAGCUGCAUGAGAUCCAGUGUGUGUUGCAGGAUGUUGGGUCCAAUGUGGCUACUCCCAUUUCCUCUGCGCGAGAGAGCCAUCUCAAGAGGACAGCAUUUAGUGGAAAGCCAGUAAUCGAGCUGGAACAGUGGAUUGAUCGCUAUACAGAGCAGCUCCCACCUCUGACGAACUUCAUCUUACCGUCGGGAGGAAAAUGCAGCGCGACCCUGCACCUGGCCCGAUCGAUUUGUCGUAGGGCCGAGAGGAGCAUGAUCUCCAUUGUACAGGCCGGUGAAGCUGAUCGCAAUGCUGCCAGAUACCUCAACAGGCUAAGCGACUACCUGUUCACGUUGGCGCGAUACGCUGCCAUGAAGGAAGGGAAGAAGGAGCACGUCUACAAGAGGAGAAAUUACGAUUAGCAGAGAGCUGCUGACUCUCCUUCAUGAGAGGAGAUGGGGCUUGGCCCCGUAUCUGCUGAUCUAAACACAGCCUAUUAAACUGUAAGUGCAAUUUUUCCUUGCACAAUUAACAAAGGCAUUUGAGAUUUUUAAACUGAAUCACUUUGAAUUUCUGAUUCUUGGAGAUUGGGCUGUGUGAUUGUGCAUCCAUGUUUGUGUGUGUGUGGGGGGGGGGGGGGGGGGGGGGGUUUUUUGUUUGUACAUGCUUGUAUUUGAUAUGGCUGAUGGCAAAGGUGAGGUGCUGCCCACUGUGCCUUUAUUGGGAAGCACUUCAUGACCAAGGUUUAAUCCUGGGGUUUAGGAUGGAAAGAUGCACUUAAUGGAAAGCUGGGCAAAGCCAAUCAUCGGUAUUUAUAAAAAUGUAUCUUUGAGGUUGAAUUUGUUUUCACUGGGUUUAUAGUAAACCGGCUUGCAUUCAAGCAGUUGUUUUUCCCUCAUUUCUAUACUAGAAAAUUAAUCAUUCAAAAAAAUAAAUAAAAAAGAUUUAAAGCUGUGGUAGGCAUGGGGUCUGAAUCGUAUAAGUCGUAGACCAAAAUGGUGGGAGGGGGGGGG